Molecule: messenger RNA, 541 nt
Organism: Drosophila bipectinata
Lineage: Eukaryota; Metazoa; Arthropoda; Insecta; Diptera; Drosophilidae
Source: RefSeq, a predicted model, not a curated record
UCGAAUCAAAAUGAAAUAUGGACAUUGCAAAUGGAGUUUGACAGAAACCUCAUUCAACAAAAUACUAUCCAGCUGCAAACAUCACAAAAAAAACUCUCUCAAAAUAAAAAAAACUUAAAACAUUUGAAAAAUGUACGAAAUGUACCUAAAAACUACAAUGAAAUCAGAGACUCUGAGGGAUAAAAAUCGCCAGAUCGUUGCGAUUAAUCGGGCGAAUAGUCGCUCGAAAAUGUUCCACCAGAACCGCUCCAUUGGCGAGGAGCUGCCUGAUCUGAAGAUGGAGAAGGGAGCUCACCAGAAGCAUCGCGAUCAGCGACUCGUCCACUUGAGGGAACAGAGGGCAAAGGUGAAGCUUCGAGCGCGGCUAAUCCAAGGAAUGUCGGUGGGCGAACAAGCCGUGGCGUUUGCUUUUAGAAGCGAGACAUUCAAGCCGCCCAGUAAUCUAGACAUGAAUGUCCCUUUAGAGAAAUAUUUUCUGGACUUACGUAUUUAAAUUUAUAUAUUUUAUAGAAAAUAGUCCAAGUUGGUGUCGCAAGGACUU